Pleurotus ostreatus (oyster mushroom) is the source of this 507-nucleotide messenger RNA. RefSeq lists its product as uncharacterized. NCBI's taxonomy places the organism in Eukaryota, Fungi, Basidiomycota, Agaricomycetes, Agaricales, Pleurotaceae. The coding region runs from base 1 to 507 and encodes 168 amino acids. The transcript has 4 exons. The record is from RefSeq and is a predicted model, not a curated record.
AUGCCUUCUCUCCUUUCCGCUGCCACUCUUUUCCUACUCGUUUCUGCGUUAGUGGUUCGAGAUGUCGCAGCCGUUCCCAUGCGACCCCGUCAAUGCACUCGUGUUGGUGCCGCAGCGCCCCUUCCAUCCGCCUCCCCUGUGGCCAACGCGACCUCCGAUGCGUGUACACAGGCUCGACUCGACAUCCUCGUCUCUCUGAUUGUAUCAGAAGACGCCACCAGCAAGAUCAACUCUACUGACCCUACUACCCAAACCGCCGUGGAUGCAGCGGAGCAAGGGUUCAACUUGACCUUCACCGGUAUCAAGAGCAUUGCCGGUGCAAUUUUCACCAACCAGAGCCCACCAGCGGCUUCUCGCGACCAAGUUGGGCAAGGCAUUACCGAUACUCAGACUGCGCUGCUCAGCAUCAACGGAACAGACGCCACUGAUCCAAACCUUGCAUUGGCCCAGCAGUCUCUUGGGGCUGCAGCCGUUGCCGCGAACGCUGUGGUUGAGAACUGCAAGUGA